UCUGCCUUCAACUGAUCACCAAUAGUAAUUCAUUGCUACUUACUGACACCAUGUGUUACUAUGGCAGCUACUGUGGAGGCCUGGGCUGUGGCUAUGGUGGCCUAGGCUAUGGCUAUGGCUGUGGCUGUGGCUAUGGCUAUGGUGGCUAUGGUGGCUAUGGUUAUGGCUGCUGCCGCCCUCUGUGCUGUGGAAGGUACUGGUCGUAUGGCUUCUACUGAGGAAUUUUUGCAGCUUCCCAGCCUGUUGGCUAUAACCUGCUGUCUUACUGGAAGUGCCUACAAGUUUCCUCACAUCAGAAAUUCCUAAUUUCAAAUUUCCAAUUAAUCUAAACAGCCUGAGUACAACAGUCCCGUCUUACUUCUCACCUUCAGUUGGACUGGAUGAGAGCUUGCAGAGAAGUUACUUAUUGUCUACCUAAUCCCUUGUAAAAUGUGAGCCAGCUGGACUGUCAACUUUAGUGUAAAAAAAGUGCUUUUCAAUAAAAUAUUUCAUUGAGAAUAUUUUUCUCAUA
Messenger RNA from Acomys russatus (golden spiny mouse), 511 nucleotides. RefSeq names its product keratin-associated protein 20-2-like. The record is from RefSeq and is a predicted model, not a curated record. The transcript has a single exon. Bases 51 to 218 code for a protein of 55 amino acids. Lineage: Eukaryota; Metazoa; Chordata; Mammalia; Rodentia; Muridae.